Molecule: messenger RNA, 732 nt
Organism: Rotaria sp. Silwood1
Lineage: Eukaryota; Metazoa; Rotifera; Eurotatoria; Philodinida; Philodinidae
Source: the annotation of a GenBank genome assembly
AUGCGUAAAUCAAAGUUGCUGUGUCUUUAUGAAAAGAAAGGAGCUGGAAAGAGAGAUUUUACUGGUCUUGAAAGCAAAGAAAUUCGUCGUGGAUUUAUUCGAAAGGUUUAUUCAAUUCUUAUGAUUCAAUUAGCGAUUACAUUUGGUCUUAUCGCAAUAUUUCAUUUUAUACUAUCGAUUCAUGAUUACGUGCGAAGUUCGAAUGGUCCAUGGCUUUAUUGGAUAUCAUAUAUUGUUUUUUUGGUUAUUUAUUGUGUAUUGAUUUGUUCACAACGUGCCGCACGAAGGUUUCCACUUAAUCUUAUUUUACUCGACAUUUUGACAUUAUCAAUGAGUUAUAUGAUGGGUAUGAUUUCAGCAUAUUACAAAAUUGAAUCAGUAUUAAUCGCUGUUGGUAUAACAGUAUUCGUUUGUUUGGGUAUUACAUUAUUUUCCUUUCAAACAAAAUAUGAUUUUACAUCAUGUUUUGGAGUUUUACUUGUGAUUUCAUUGAUAUUUUUAGCUUUUGGAAUCGUUUGCAUUUUUACUUAUUCAAGAAUAUUGUACACAAUUUAUGCUGGCCUGGGAGCUCUGGUUUUUUCAAUCUUCUUGGCUGUUGAUACACGAUUACUUAUCGGUGGAAAACAACAUGAAAUAAGUGCUGAAGAUCAUGUUUUUGCAUCAUUGAUGCUUUAUAUUGAUGUUCUUUAUAUAUUUAUAUAUAUUCUUAGUUUGUUGGGCAAUUGGAAAUAA